Bursaphelenchus xylophilus (pine wood nematode) is the source of this 1490-nucleotide messenger RNA. The record is from the annotation of a GenBank genome assembly. Lineage: Eukaryota; Metazoa; Nematoda; Chromadorea; Rhabditida; Aphelenchoididae.
AUGGUGACAACGGACGAUCUUUUCGAGGUUUUUGGCGAUGGGCGGGGAUCACAAGGUCUUUCUUGUAUUUGGAAUAUUGCCAGGAGGGAUGUGGAAGUUCCUCUGAAUUCUCCAAAAGAACUUCUUCUUGAUAAACAUGUACAGUUUAUAGUAAAAAGUGGAGAAAACACCGAAAGCUAUGUAAGUCUGAUCAUAAUUGUUUAACUAGUUUAGGAAUACAUUGUUACCGAAUAUCUGCGAGUCAGUGGGAUCUAUUGGUGUGUGGCUUCGUUAGAUAUAGCGAAUAAAAUGGAUGAACAGGACCCAAAACACGUGGAGAAUAUUAUUAGUAUUAUAACUGAAUCAAAGAAUUUGGAUGGAGGAUAUGGGGCUUCCAAGGGGCACGAUAGUCAAGUUCUGCAUACACUUUGUGCCCUCCAGGUUCUCACAAUCCUCAAACGAACUGACAUUAUUCAUAAAGAUUCCAUUGUCCAAUUUAUUAAGAACCUUCAAAAUGAAGACGGCAGUUUCCGUGGAGAGAUUAGAAGCAGUAAGUGAAUGUUUAUAUAAUCUGACCUGUCUCUUCUUUGUUUUGUUAUGUAAUUACGCCUAUUACGGGUGUUGAUGAUUUAAUCGGACAAAGGAAUUGUUGUGGAUCUGUUGCGUAAUGUGUCGCAAAAUAACGUAAUUAUAUUACAGAAGAGAUUGACACCCGUUUUACGUUCUGUGCCCUGCUUUGUUUGUAUCUGAUUGACCGUUUGGCUGAAGUCGAUGUCAAUAAAGCCGUUCAUUUUAUUGUCAGUUGUUACAACUUUGAUGGUGGGUUUGGCAGGAGACCUGGAUCAGAGAGUCAUUCUGGCCAGGUUUAUUGCUGUGUGGGGACCUUGGCCUUGACAGGAUGUCUGGAGUAUAUAAAUAUUGAUAGGACUGCUCAAUGGCUGGCUGAUCGUCAAUGCCCUUCAGGCGGAUUAUGUGGUGCGUUUCUUUUAACUUAUGACUUUUUUAUUUUAAAGGGAAUUACAACGUAUUUGUAAAAGAAUUCCUUUUUUUCGUUUCUGUGAAUCCCAUAAAUCAAGCUGACACCUUUUCGCCACGCAAAGAGAUCAUCAAGGUUACGGUAAUGCUCUUCUUUUACAGGCCGACCCGAGAAAUUACCCGACGUAUGUUAUUCAUGGUGGGUGGUGGCAUCACUGGCUAUCCUUGGGCGUUUGCAUUAUAUUGACAAGGUGUGCAUUCACCAAAAAAUUUACUUUCUUUAGGCCGAUCUGACUCGAUUUAUUUUGGCAGCUCAAGAUGAUGAAACCGGGGGAAUUGCUGAUCGGCCUGGUGAUAUGGUAAAUGAUUUUGCUUUCAUUUUUUGUACAAAUAAUUAAUUGUCUUUUUAGCCAGACCCUUUUCAUACCGUAUUUGGCCUUGCUGGUCUUAGUCUUCUUGGCCAUCCCGAUCUCGAAACCGUGGAUCCGAUCUUGUGUAUGACCAGGAGAUCUCUGGGAUCCCUCAGCUUCAUUUAA